CGAGGACGGACGGCCCGUGCCUGGCAAGGCGAUUGGUGAGAGCGCCCAUAUACAUAUGCGUGUGUAUGUAUGUGGUUGUGCGGUGUUUCAGGCAGGCUUACAGCCUGAACCGACGUUUCGCAAUCACUUGCACAGUUCGAGUCGAGCCGUUGCGAGGAUAAGUCGCUGAACGCGGAAAGUGAACUCAGCCAGAACAGCGAACAGUGGAGGCAACUAGUUCAUACACACACAUCCAUAUGUAUUCCUGUGGUAUCAGCAGGCAGCAGUGUACCUAUGAACUUUUAAAUUCGGGAAGUAAUAUUGCGUACGAAUAAUUUUAGUUAUAUGCAGUAAAAUAAAAUUGUAAAAAAUAAAAAGCAUUAUUACCAAGAAUAAAAAACUAGCUCAGUUAUGAAAAAUUAAAAAAAAAAGUCUACAUACAGUGUGAAUAAAGAAAAAUUAUGUAAAUAGAAUAAAAAUAAAUUAAAAAAUCUAAAUUUCAAAAAUAUAUUCAAUCCGAUAAAAUUAUAAUUAUUGUUAACUACUAUUGAAAGUGAAGCAAAGCAAACAACUAUGAAUAAGAAGUAAAAACUUAAUUUGUGUGUGUAAAUGCUACUGAUAUACCAUACUAUUAUAUUAAGUGAAUUGUGAAUACGAGAAUAAUUGUCAGUAAAUAUAUUAUAUAAAUCCAAACACAAAGUAUUCCAUGAAAUACUACAUAAAAUAACAUGUACCUAUAUAUGCACAAAAAGCUACAAACAGAUACUCGAAUAAACUACAGCACCAACAAGUGACACUAUUUCGAAUUCCUUGGUAAUAAUAAAUUAAUUCAGCAGCAAGUGUGAACGGCGACAUAUGAUAUAAUUUGGUACGUAUGGAUUCAUGAUGUUUUCGACGAUAUUCCUGUAAAUAAGUAUACUUAAUGAAACACGCUCUGCGAAAAGUUCAGAUAAUCAUUAUUUAACAAGGCAGCAGAGCUCGGCUGUGUGACCUUAAUCAAUUAUUGGGGCUUAAAUUACAAUCUCUGAGCAUUCUGGUGCGACUUAAGGAAUAAAAAAAAAUUAUUAAAUUAUACAAUAAAAUGUAAACAACUUCAACUUCAAGUAAAACCUCGUUGGUCCGCAAAUUUUAUUUGAUAACUUUUAAUUCACCGUUACACAUAAUUUUAGAAAAAUGCUGACUGCAUACAAAUGCAAAUGGACAGAAAGCAUACAUCAACAAUGUCACGAGACGGCAGCGAGUCAAGCUGCAACUGAAAAAUACUUGUAAAAGAAAACAAAAACAAAAAGUGCAAUAAAAACAGCGAAGAAAGCAAGCGGAAGACAGCAAGGAAGCGAGGUAGUUAAGUAAACGAAUGCAUUGAGCCAACCAGUCGUACGCUUAAGCAGACAGCUGUACUGCAACAAAAACUCUGUGGCGCGUUGUUCAAACGGCACGCGAACGCCGGAAAGUAUGCUAUACAAAUAACAAAAAGCAGCAAAUGUAAAUUUCGGUUGAAGGCAGAACGAAAAUAAAGCAACAAACAGUGAAAACGCAAAUAAAACUCGCUCCGCCAACGAUAAUAACCGUAAAGAAAAUAAUGACGCGCAACAGUAAAUGCGUGUUGCAUGCAUGUGUUAGUGCGCUACGCUUUUAACCGAUGAAACCAAGGAAAUUACACGGCAGUGUACGAACCGAGCGCAUACAAAGCAGCACACGACAGCAAAAACAACAGCAACAACAACAAGUACAAUAGCUAGUCAGCUGCUGGCUAUAGACCGGAAUACGGCACCAACCACCGUUAUUACGGUUUUUUUGGGCGCUACGUGCAACUCAAUUAUUUAACUGUAAAAUACAGGAGAGCAUUGAAAAAGGUGGCUACUACAAUUUCAAAGCUUAAAAAAAUAAAAAUUUUGUUGCUGUGAAAGAAGUCAAAAAAUAAAAAUAAAAAUAUAAAUAUUUUUUCAACACAACGCAUCGAAUAUCAGCAUUGACUACCGUUACCUGAUACGCCUACACUGUUGCUACCAAAAAUAGGACGCGCUCAUCAUGCAACGUGUUGCGCACAUCAAUGUUGCUUUUGUUGCAUUUAUGUAAACACCAGCCAUUAAACUUGCAACGUUCAGCACGCAGCUUGCCACAUUGAAGCUGAGUGACCUCAUUUCGCGCAGUGUAUUUGAAGCCAAAGCGAGGAAAAUAUAGUCAAAUAAGUUAAAUUUUCAAAACUCAGUUAUCAUACUGUACACACACACAUAUAUAUCCACCCCCGCACCCAAAGCAAACCCUUUGCAUUGCCAUUAAAUUAAUUAAAAAUUUGUGCAUUCGUGCGCAUAAAAAUGGAGCGAAGUGUGGCAUAAAUAAUGGAAAAAAGACUUCAAGUUAUCAAACGUAACAAUAAAUUGGCUGACGGCUAAACGAAAUAAAGAAAUAAACUGGAAUUUUUGGCCGCCAACGUGUUAAAAAAACUUAUCUGCACUCGACCGAAGUGAGAAAGAAAAAAAAUCAAGAUGCUGCCCACCAAUGUAAUGACGUUCAUGAAAAAGAUGGUCGCCACAGAUGAGACGCCAUCCACACAGAAUCAACCCGACGCUGGUGGAACUUUCGGAAAGUUGAAACAGACACUGUCAUCGUCCUUGCUAACGGCACAGGAUAGAGUAAACAAAAUGUCACCACGUCCCUCGUUGGCGCCCACCGAAGACGGCAGCUAUGCUGGAGCGUAUCAGCAACAGGCCCAGGACGCAUAUGCCGCCACUCAGAACAAUAACAAUAACAACAAUACGACAGGCGGCAGCACCGCAAGCAACUCAUCGAAAAACGAACCGGGGCGACGAGCGGGGGCGUGCCGCGUGUGUUUGAAAUCCUUCAAACCUGACGACUAUCACAAAACCUGCUUCGAGUGUCAACAACGGGUGUGCGAAGAUUGUGCCAGCUACAGCAAGCUGGAAGAGAGUGAGGAUGCGAAUAUGUGGCGCUGCAGUGUGUGCCGACGAAAGAUGGCCUCGCGUGUGUGCAUCCCACAAGACUCAACCGACUCCAUGUUGGACGUGCCCGUGCUGGAAGCGCUGCAACGACGUCACUCCGAUGCCAAGCUCGGCUCAACACAGACAUUGGCACCGGCAAAUGGCACCGCGUUGGCACCGCCACGCAGCCCCGAAUGUCGACGGCAUUCCGACGUAUCACCCGCCUCUCUUAAAGAACUCGAAAAGUUGAAGGGCAAUAAAACACCGGGCGGUGAUUUGGACUUUCGUAAGGGUGGACGCAGCAUGGCGCCGAGCCGUUCAUCGAGCCCGCCACGGCAAUCGGACUUGGAGCAACAGCUACCGUUCGGCGCGCCGCUGUCGCGUAUGGCAUCACGACGUGGAUCACGUGUGGCGCGUCAGCACAGCUAUGACGAUGACAUGAACAGUGCGAGUAUGGCAACGGUGGCAGCGGUCGGUGCAGCCGGCGGUUUGGGAGCAGCGGCUGCUGGUGCACUGGGCAUGAUGGGCGGUGAUCCCGGGCUCGGUAUACCAGCAAUGCCAAGAAGAAAAUCUGCUUAUGACGUCUUUGCGCCAAAUCUGCUACAGAGUGCGGCACCUGCAACAACGCAACUUCAACGAUCACCCGGCGAUGGUAUGUCGCCACAAAUUGCUCUACCUGGUUCGCGGAGACCCUCGUUCCGCGUGCCACAUCCUUCUGAGGAUCUGCAAAACGACGAAUCACCGAGUCCGGACAAGGGCAGUCCAGUGCUUACGGUGGAUGAUGAUAGACGCAUACGUCGACGUGGAUCACAACUUCCCGAUUUGGCGGCGUUGCAGCAACGUGGUGCAUUACCAACCAAUCUCCCCACCACUAUACCGCCUCCAAUAGCGGCUUUUACUGGUCCGAAUUUGGAGGAUCUCGAGGCGCCACGUCGUCAAACAUCAAUGGAUGGUGAAGCUAUUAAAAUUGUCAUACACGACGUCGACUCGGGACCGAUUUGCUCAUCGAAACGUAGAAUUGUAUUACGCAGAGACCCCACGGAUAAGGCACAUCGCACACGUGGCUUUGGUAUGCGUGUCGUUGGCGGUAAAACUGGCGCGGAUGGCCGACUUUUCGCCUACAUUGUGUGGACGGUGCCAGGCGGACCAGCUGAGAAGAACGGGCUACAGCAAGGCGAUAAGAUACUCGAGUGGAAUGGCAUGUCGCUGAUUGAUCGUAGCUUCGAGGAGGUCUGCGCUAUAAUGGACCGUACUGGUGACAUUGUCGAAUUGCUCGUUGAGCACGCCACUGACUUUCGUAUGUGCGAUCUAUUCGAUGAGAAUCUACCACCGGGCAAUAGCGGCAAUCAAAGCGGUCCGCGGCGUUCAGGUGACGGUCCUGUAGGACUGGGCUUAAUCGCGGACCCUGAAACAACCACAGACAAAUCACCGGCCUCGCCGACCAGACGGAAAUUACCCAAAACUCCGGUAUAAAAUCCUCAACAAAACUCUAACAACUCAAGAAAAAUUUAGAUUUACAUAUAUUAUGAGAAAUUGUUUUUGUUGGCUUUUCCAUUUGAAUACUUUGCCAAACUGAAAUGAAAGUGUGUGUGUGUAGAGGGUAUAUACUUCAUGUAUAUAUGUCUUUUCGGUGAAACAUCUGCCAACAAUUUGAGGCAAAGCAAGUAGAAAUGUUUAUUGCGAAAGUGAAAGCCAACAAUUUCUUUAUUGUCUGCAGUUUUAUAUGUAUAUCAAAACCAAAACGACAAAGAAAGUCUUAAAAAUCAUAAGAUACAAAAGCUCUAGGCAACUAUAAGUACUAAGUAAGCCGAGACAGUAGCCGUAGAUAAACAAGCUAUAUCAUACACUACUUAUAAAUAACUUAGCGCACUUGCAGCAAGCUAUUUAAUGGUUCGCUUUUUAGAUACAUUUUAAUUUUUAUAAUACAUUUUUAUUUACCAUACUUUUUAAAGCUUUCUUUACAAGCUACUUAUGAAACUUAAAACCGUAUUUUUUUCGUUUUUGUUAUGGUUUAUAAAUAAAGUUAAUAUUUUUCAAAAAAGUAAUUUCGAAACUCUACGAACUUUCGCUUUUUCAAGCAGAGAUUGCUGCCAUUAAGGUGGCAGUGGAUGUUCUACUCCUAAGUGCAGCCUCUUUCAUUGCGGUGAGCAUACACCCCGAUAGCGAAGCAGCAAUACUAGCUUUGAGUUCGCUCACUGUGCGCUCAAAGUUAGUCAAGGAGUAUCUGUCCUCACUAACGAUAGCAUCAAGCUUCUUUAUUAUCAGAUUCAUUUAGACGCCUAAUCAUACCGAAAUCGCUGUAAACUGCAAAGUUGGAUAUAAGUUGUUCUCUUGCAUUCUAGUGCUGCAGAAGAUUCACUGAUCCAUCUUGCCGUAAUCGUAUAAGUUCUAACUGGUCAUUAUCGCAUAAGCGUAUCUGACCGCCUUAAGGCUAAAAAUCUUAUCGGAACCUAAUAAAGUCAAAGUUGUAUGAAAGAAGCUGAGGUGAAAGCAUCUAGGCACUGUCCGCUCCAUUCAUCAGCUUGUGCAAGACUGAGGUUAAAACAUCACGACAGUCAUAUCUCAAAAGCUAUCAAAGGGGUAAUUUUAGGGUAAUUCAAUCAACAGUUUAGGAGGGAUCACAAUGGACUGGCGUCCUCAGCUAUCCAAGUGGAUUCCAUUUUGGUUUGACCUUUCAACCCAACCUUCCGUAAUUUAACACAACUUCAUGGCAGUUUCUUGAAACCAUAUAAACAGAACUUCAUAUUUUGAAAUGAAAUGUUAAAUCAACCUAGUUUCUGACAUUACUAAUAAAGAAAAGAGUCAUGUUAUGCUUCGCAUCUUAUGAGAACAUAUUUAAAACUCUCAAUACAUUUUUUAAAUUUUUAUGCAUGAUUUUAUCCUCUGCGAAAAAGUCCUAAAAAAUGUUGGGAAAAAGGUUUAUUCGGCUAUUAUGGGUUACAACUCGACUCAGUUGUAUUAAAAUUGAACUAAUUUCGGUUAAAAAUAUAUUGAUGUUGCCAGCCUAAAAUACAAAGAUUUGUCAUAUGAUGAUUUUGAAAAAAAAAAUAAAACGAAACGAUUAAGUUCAGUUAUGCGUAAUUGUGAAUAAAUAAUGAUGAGUAUUGCCAUUAAUUUAUAAAACAACGACAAAAAUGUUACAGCCAAGUGUCGCGAACAGUCGACUCCGUUAAAGUAGCACACACUCAGAGAGGAUGGGUUUUCUUAAUUUAAACAAAAUCAUUUAUUAAAAGUUACAUUAAUUUUGUAAACAAAUUUUUGAAAAAAUAACUGCUGCUAUGACAUUUGCUUAUAAAAGUUUUUUGUGUGAUUGCCGACAAUAGGGUUGUAAAUCGUAAAACCACAAAAACGUCUAAAGACGAUAAAAAUGUAUAUUUUUUUAGCAGGUUGAGUGUUAAUGCAAUUGAAAAAUUUCACCUUAAUUGGCAUUGAGUUGUCAACUAUGAUAGAAGCAUAACAUUGUAAUUUAAAAAAUACUCCUUAAACACUUUCAUUAAAAUUAUUCAAGGCAAGCUUAUUCUGAGCUAUCAAAGUUACGGUAAAAGAUCAAAUGACAAAAAUUUGGUGUGAAACAGCUUUGACUACCUCUACCGUAUGAGUGGAAUGACUUAAAACUAGGGACAGUGUAAGUAAGCUCUGUUUAAACUCAGCUGGUAUGAAAUGCUCUCCGUACAGCUUUCUUAUUAAAAAUAUAACUACAUCCAAGCUUUGUGUUUUCAAUUAGCAAGCAAAGCACUCUUACUCCUAAAUGACAAUAUAGCCGAGUGCAAAGAAGCGUGUUAGUUACGUUCGAUUCAAAAACGAAAUUACUUUAGUAAUACUUCUCUCUAAGUAGAGAAUUUAUAUUAAAAUAAUUUUAUUUAGUUAAUUUUAUAUUAAAUAUCCUUAAUUUUUUUAACGCAAUAGACAAUAUUUGAAAAUUUAUUGUGGGUUUUUAAAUGUUAUAAUUCUAAAUCACGUCGAAAGUAAUUUAUAUAACAGUUAAUUACAAAAAAACGAUUUAUUUUAGUUUAUAAACUUUUCUUAUUUUAUUAGUAUUUUCAUUAUUAUCUUUUUAUUUUCUUUCUUAGUAUUUUUAAUUUUUUUUUUUUUUUUGUAAUAUUUAAAAUUUUUAAAUAGUUAGUCUUUUUAAAUGUGUAAUACAAUUGAUAACUCUGAUUUCCGUUGGUAGUGCUUAUUGAAAAAAUUAAUUUAGUUCAAAAAAUGUCUUAGUACUUUUAAUUUCUGAAAACAAAAUUGUAGCUUUACUUACAGAAUUUGUAUUUUUAAUAUAAACAAAAUUGCCAAACAAGUAUUUCUUUGAAUAACUGUGCGUAGCUAAAGUCAUUUCCAAACUCUAUAAUGCUAUCUUUUUAUACUUUUAUAUAUUUUUUAAAUAAACUUAAUGCUAAAUGGCCAACAACACACUCACACAUAAUAAAAAACCUACAUACAAAACGAAAACAUACACCGAAAAAAAAUAUAAUACAAUAAAAAAAAAAGAAAUAAUAAAUAAUAACUAUAAAAACAUAAUAAUAAUUAUGAAUUGUGUGAAAAAGAAAGAAAAAGAAUAACUACAUAUUAAAUAAAUGUAAGUGAUAUUACUUUUGGUAGCAAAAAACCAAAACCAAAACCAAAAACAAAAACGCUUUUAUAAUUUCCUACUACUAUUUUCGGGAGAGAAACUAUGACUGUCGUUUUUCCACUCAAUUACUGAAGUUAUUGCUGUUUGCAUUUUUUUCGUUUCUAACCUACCUGUUCGCGUUAAGCUCGUUAAUAUUUUUUCUGGCAACCUUAAACUGCCCAUCAGUUUGUUACAAUUUUUUCGUAAAAUUACUCGAACAACUUCCAAAUACAAUAAUAACUUCUGAACUAAAUUUUCAUUUCAUUCUCAUCUAUCCAUUACUUCCAACAUAAUUUUCUUUGAAAUAAAUUGCAAAAUAAAAAAUAUUUAAAUAUUUGAUGUUGUGUAGUUAAAAAUCAGUAAUUUGCAUAUACAUACAUAUAUACACACAUAUGUACAUAUAUUUACGUUAUUCAAUUAUCUAGCCAUAAAGUAAAGUACAGUACUUAAAUUGUUACAGUUAAUUAUGUUUAGUAAUUGAAAUGUUGAAUUACUGCAUACUCUUACAUUUAAGUAGCUGUUUAAUUAAAAAAUAAAUAUGUAUUUAGACAAAAAACAUGCACGUACAAUGAAACUGUAUGUAACUGUAUAUACAUAAGUAUGUACCUACGUAAACACGUUACAAAUAAAUCGCUCGUUCGUGGUUGCCAUAUUGAUUUUUUUUCUGCUUGAAAAACAGCGAUUUUAACGACAUCUAAUUUUGCAUAAAAAAUAUAUAUUCUUUAAUAAAAAUAGAAAUAUACUUGGUGCUUAAUUCAUUAAUUACAUAUAUGUAACAUACUUAUUGAUAUUUAUAUCCGCAAAUUAAAUAUUUUUUAUAACUUUCAAAAUACUUACUUCUGAAAAUGUUUGAAUUUUUUUAAAUAUUGCUGUUAUUGGCAACACUGUCGUUACUACGUUUUCGUUGUUGUUGAUUGUGUUAGAAACAGCUUGGCAACAACAACCCUAAAUACCCAACCAGAAAAGUUAUUCUGAGUUAUAAAACCGAAGGUUGGUUCAACAUCUCUUUGCUACUCGAAACGUAUCAGCAAUUAUCAGACUUUAAUAAUAUCGCUUCUGAACGAGUAAGGUGAAGCAACAACAACGCACUAAUUGUAGAGAUCAAGUGAACUCGAGUUUUGCUUCUCUUGAACGUUGAGAAGAUUGAGAUGCAAUUUCCUAGGAUCACGCUGAAACCAAAUUUCAUCGUUAAGAAUUUAUUAUUGAUAUAAUAUCUUCGUUAUAGUUGCUUUGGAUAUUAAAAUAACCAUUUGGAAUAUAUUAUACAACCAGUCAGUACCGAAAUAAAAUAUUUCUUAAUAUAAAAUAUUUUCUUAUUGAACAGUUUCGUAAAACUGAAAGGAAAAAGUGUUAAGUUCUGGUUAUGAAAAGAGCUUUUGCUCUAUACUGAGAUAAUAGCCACAGCUUUUUCAAGCCACAAUAUUGUAAAAUAUUCCUGAAAACAUCUUUAUUUUAACAAAAGUCAACAGCACAAAGGAAUAAACGAUUUCCUAAAACUUCUAGAGCUGUGCAGGCUCGCCAUAUUUCCGGUGAUUACGACCUCAAAAAAAGCAAAAGAGUUAAGUCCUUUCUAAAGACUUAAGAUAGAUUUGCAUAGUGCUAAGAAGAAUUGUUGGAGAUUUCAGCAAAUAAUUGCCAGUGUCAGCAAUAUACUUCUACCAACUUCAUUUAAUUUUUGAUUCACUUUUUUGUGCUCAAGCACCUUUUCGCUUACCCAAAUUGUUUAAUAUAACUUCAACAUGCAUUGGUGUAACUAACUGUAUUUGAUUUUUUAUUAUAAUUGUUUUUGUAAAAUAUCGUUUUUUCGAAGAGCAAGCCAAUUGCUCUCAGUGUAAGAACAAAGCACCAACAAUAGAAUUUUAAGCGGAAUGAAAAACAAAAGAAACUUACAAAACUCACUCAAAAAUGCUACAAAACUCAAAAACAAAUGCUUUAAAAUUGUUAUUCGAAAAUUUUAAAACUAGUAAAUUGAAAAUGUUAAAAAUUUUAAAAGAAUAUAAAAUACUCUUACAUACGUACAUAUAUUGAGAGAGAACCGCUUUAUUAUAUAAUCUGUGCCACAUGUUGCGGUGGUAAAAAAAAAAGAAAAAUGCUCAAACGGUCAAACUAAAUUCUAAUCAAUUUAUAUUAAGAGAAAUAUUUUGUAUUAAUUGAGGACUAGUUUACAUAGUGUGAUAAAUUCGAUUGCGAAAAAAUAUGGGUGUCCGCUACGAAAUAAGUUUCGAAUGCAAAAAUUUUAACACUCAGUUUAGGUAGAGUGAUUGAAGCUAUGUUCUCUCAGAUAACUGUUUUACUUCCAAAAAACGUAUGCGAUUUGAGUAGCUUCCAAAAGAAUAGCCAACUUAGUCACUGAAACUGUUUAAUACAAGUAUAGAAAAAGAAAGAAGAGAAUUUGUUAACUUAGACUGAGUUCACACACGUAGACUUUUGUCGACCAAGCUGGUUUUUUUCGCGAGAGCAUGGCGAAGCGACCGUGCCGCUCGUGCUCAGGCAACACGCUUUGCGUUCUUCUUCGAAACAUUCUACUGCUUUACAAUUAGGCAUUCUUUUUAAUUUUGACAUUUUUUCCAUAGUUGCAAUUGCGAUCGGUUUCAAACGUAUAGUAACAAUAUGUUCGGAAAUUUUAAUUUUAUUAUCUAUUUUGUGUAUGCAAUAUGCGAAUAUGCAAAAUAUAAAAAAAAAACAUUUUAGAAAAGCGUAAAUAAAGAUAAUAAUUAGCUAAGCAAAAAUAUGUUUGUGUACCGCGUACUAGAACCGUAUAAGAAUUUGAGAAUGUGAUGUGAAAGGGAAUGUAAAAUUCGAAUUGCUAGGCUCGUGUCGCUCGUGUGAAUGCAAUGGGCGAUACCAAAAGAGAAUUUGCCAAAAAAGAAGGAGAUAAGUUCUCGUGUGUAAAACCAGUUUUAGAGCAAAUUCAGCGAAUACUACUCAUAUAUGCUUAGAUAUAAACCAUUUGGAUAUUAAAAUCAAGUAUUAGCUGAAAUAAUUUCUUAAAAAAAGAUCAAAUAAAGUGGAAAAAGGGCUUCUUAAUAAGGUCGAGUUUAUACAGAGAAAUUAUCGAGGCAGAAAACAUGUUUGUAGUGGAAAGAGAAUUACAUUCUGAGCCAAUGGAAAGCAGACUAUAAGAUAGUAUUAUGUUUGUAUAUGCGUUUACACAGAGAUGACGUAGAGUACUCUCAGCUCUCCCUUUAUCAUCGAUCAUGGCAUUAGCGACGAGAGGGCAAAUUUUAGUGUUGACAGUUAGUGAUGACUUGAAGUUCGCUCAAAUAACUAAAUGAGAAAUGUAUAUACAUAUACUUAAAUCAGUUAUAUACCUACAAUUUGUUUGAAUUAUGUCUAACUAAAAACAUAGUUCCACUAUUUCGAAUUUCAAAAGGAUGGGAAAAAGUAAAAUAUUUUACAUAUGUUAGCCUCAAGAAACGUAACACCUGACGCUCUAACUUAUGGAUGACAUAUAGAAAAUUUUUUUUUAAAACUUCUUAAUAAUUAUAAGAAAAUAGAUUUUUAUUUAUAUUACAACAUUCAAAAAUGAUCAGACGUUAAAGUCAACAUUGCUGACAGCGAGUUAAAACAGCGAUACAUUUAGCUAGUAUUAGUUUCUUUAACAUUUUUACUGCUAUGACUUCAGAAUAGUAUAACUCCAUAUUAUUUAUUUGCAAUAAUCUUCUUGAAGUAGUGCAUGAGCAAAGUCCAACUAGUUGGCCAAUAAGAAACUUUCACCGGUGAGGUAUCUAUGUAAGCUAGUUCUAAGCUAAAUAUUUAUAUAAAUUUUAUCGAUAACUCUUAUAAAUUUACCGUUUUACGAGUCUUAUUAUUACCGGAGCUACAAAGUAUGAGGGGUUUAGCAGGAAAAAAAUUGCGAAAUAAUAACAAAAUGUUCAAACAUUUCAAUUAUAAAAAUAGCACGAUAAGUGGCACGGCUGAGCCCUGUGAAUACCCUCACCUACAAUAUUUUGAACCUUGGUGACGAUUUUAAGCUGUCUUAUUGCAUAAGUUAUGCAUGAUUUCGCUGUCUUCGAAAAAGAACAAUAAGAUAUUUAAAUAAACUUAUAGUAUUACAUAAAGAAAAAUUAAAAAUAAUAUUUAAUGCUUACAAAGUGUGAGCAUAAUAUGUAUGUUAUAGAUGUGGCAACUCUUAAAAUUAAUGAUGCUUUAAAACUAGACGCCCAGUUUACAAAUGGGCUGCAGCUUAUCUAAAUUCUUUUUUAAAUAUAUAGGAAAGAGCGCUUAUGAAAAACAAUUAUUAAAUAUAUAUUGAUUACUUCUAAAUUAAACGUAUUUUAAAGCAAAGUAAUUGUUAAAUGGCAUAAAUGUGCAGGAACGAAAUAAAAGUUAUAUUUAAAAAUAUAUAAAAAUGUUGUUGGCGAGCUAACAUAUGGAAAAGUGUGGGUAAUUGAAAAAAAUACAUAUAUAUUAAAAAAUGUAUAAUAAAUAAUAUUUUAACUAAGCAAAAUUUACUCGCUAGUUAAUACUCAAUUGUUAAACCCGUGUGCGUGAAUCUCAAUCACACUGAUCGCCAAAUGCGCCCACUUAUACAACCCACCGCGCAUAACUACUGUCAGUUGGGUGAUAAAAAUUAUAAAUACAAAAAAAAAAAACAAAAUUAGUAAAAAUAAAAAAAAAAUAUAUUUUCAAUUUUGAUUCUCUAUAAUUUCAAUUAUUUUUGUUCACAUUUAUUAAAUAAAAAAAAGAAAUAAUUUCAAGUAGCUGCUAAGUCACUGAAGAAGAUUAUACACAAACACGUGCACAUACAUGCGUACAUGCAUAGCAAGUAAGAGGCUCUAAAUGAUGUUAAGUUAAUGCUUUAAUCUUGUUUAAGAAAAAAAUAAUAAUUAUAAAUAAAUUAUCUAACGAAAAACUACAUACUACAAAUACACACACACACAAACACUCAACUGUGAGAAGUAUUAACAUAUUGUCUAAAUCGCAGAUAACUGCAUACAAAUCACGCGUAACGGUUAUUCAACAAACAUACAUAUUCAGUAUACACAAAGCAAGUAAUUUAUGAAAUUUAUAAAAAAUAUAUGUAUAUGAAAAAUCUAAAUAAACUAUUAAAGAUAAUAAAAAAUAAAAAUAAUUUUAAAAAUAUUUUGAGGCAAAUAUUCUACAAAAAAUAUUAUAAAAUGUGCUGAAAACCUCUACGAAGAAAAUGAAUUUUCUCAGUUACUACUAAAUACAUGCCCUACCACUUAGGCAUAAAAGGAAACUAUAUUUGAAACAACAUAUUAAAUUAAAGUUGCUAAAUUAACUUUCGAUAGGAAUAUUUAAUGCGGAAAGUAUAAAAAAUGCAUAAAUGCAAUCUAUGUUAUAUACACAUUUAUAUCAUAUGUGCUAUAUCAAAAAAUGUCCUAAAUUAUUUACAAAUACACAAACAUAUAUACAUAUAUAUAUUCUAGAUAUUUAUAUUAUAUAUGUCUGAAUUUAUAUUUAUCUACAUCACAACAAACUAAGUACUGUGUAAAACUUGUGAAUAAUCUUUACUAAGUUGCUUAGUCUAUUAAGCAGAAAAUUUGACUUAAAGAAAUUUGAAAAGAAAAAAAUGUGUACAUAAAACAUUAAACUCAACGUGUGUUACAUGCAGUGAAAAUCCAACAAUAAAGUCUCUAUUAAACUUCAAAAAAA
Molecule: messenger RNA, 13140 nt
Organism: Bactrocera oleae (olive fruit fly)
Lineage: Eukaryota; Metazoa; Arthropoda; Insecta; Diptera; Tephritidae
Source: RefSeq, a predicted model, not a curated record